UUGGCAAUCGACACAAGUACAACUACGUGGCUGCCGCUGUUUAGAAAAUAGUCGUCAAUUUCCACGCAAGAUAGCGAAAAAAAAAUCGAGUUAAACAAAGACGCCAGAAUGCAAGAAACGGUUGCCAAAGUACUGUUAACAUUAUGUGGCCUAUUACUCCUAUCAAGAGGCAGCCAGGCCUUUAUCGUUAGUGUUGAUGCGCACAAUGAGGAAUGUUUCUUCGAGAAUAUCGAAGGUGGCACGAAAUUCGGCGUUACGUUUGAGGUGAUCGAAGGCGGCUUUCUGGAUGUGGACAUCAAAGUAACCGGACCCGAUCAGCACAUCAUGCACGAAAGCGAAAAGGAAUCGUCGGGUAAAUACACGUUCGUUGCGCCCACUAAGGGCGUGUACACCGUGUGCUUCAACAACGAGCGCAGCAGCAUGACACCCAAGCUGGUCAUGUUCUCCAUUGAGAUGGGCGACUCACCGCAGCGCUUGCCCGGCGCACCCGGCGAGGAGGAGGUGGGCCACACCAAACUAGAGGACAUGAUCCGUGAGCUCUCCGGCACGCUGACCAGCGUCAAGCACGAGCAGGAAUACAUGCACGUGCGCGACAAAAUCCAUCGAUCCGUCAAUGAGAGCACCAACUCGCGUGUUGUCUUGUGGUCCACCUUUGAGGCCUUGGUCCUAGUCCUGAUGACAGUCGGCCAGGUGUAUUACCUGAAGCGCUUCUUCGAGGUCAAGCGCGUGGUGUAAUACCAGCUACUCCUCCUCGUCCUCGUUUUUGCGUGUAUAGAGCGAAUGUGUUGCAGUCUCAGCCUAAUUUUAAUACAAAUUAUUAAAUACUUUUUUUCGUAAAAAACAUUAAGCAACAUGCUAACCAUUCAA
Drosophila navojoa is the source of this 867-nucleotide messenger RNA. It is a transcript of the gene CHOp24, whose product is annotated as transmembrane p24 trafficking protein CHOp24. The record is from RefSeq and is a predicted model, not a curated record. NCBI's taxonomy places the organism in Eukaryota, Metazoa, Arthropoda, Insecta, Diptera, Drosophilidae.